UUCAUUUUUAUGCAUAGUACUACAAACCACCUUUUUCAGAGUCCAUCCCUGAAUUUUUUUUUUUUAAUGCACAAAAAUGUGUGACAAACCCAAGAAAAGGCUAACGGUAAAGGGCAAAAAUGGUACUUGACGUCAAAGAAGGGACAUCAAAGCAAGGACAAUAAAGUAAAUUGAAAUUUGUCUUCCCCAUUCAUUAUUCUUCUCCUUCUUCAAUCUCCCAAAGACUGCUCAUAACCAGCCCAGUGUUUUCUGUUGAUCGUUACUUUCUCUCUCUCUCUCUCUCUCUCCGCCAUUAUCAAAGCUCCACAACAACCAUUAUAUAUACAUCAAAUCUGCCUCCAUUAAUUCCUUAUUCAAUUCCUCCUCCCAUACUUUCUUACCUGCAAUAUUUUCACCCUCCAAGGCCUUUAUUUAUUUUUUUGGUUUUGGAUAAAAGAAAAAAGUCUUGAUACAGUAGAAUCAAUCAAGCCUCCAAACUUCAAUCCCUUUUUUUUUUUUUUUCCUGAUCGAAUAAACCAAUGAAGAAGCAAAAAAUGUCAGUCCCUGUUGAAGAAGAACUCAACCAUUUUGAGCUGCUUUCUGAAGAGAUCAUCUUCACAAUUCUCGAUUAUCUCAGCGGCAACCCAUUUGACAAAAAAUCGUUUUCGCUUGUCUGCAAGUCAUUCUACGCCGUAGAAUCCAGACACAGGCGGACCCUGAAGCCCCUUCGGUCCGAACACUUAACCAAGAUUCUCAAUCGAUACCCUUUUGUCACUAAGCUCGAUCUUUCCCUCUGUCCACGAAUCACAGACGCUUCCCUCUCCAUGAUUUCCAGUAACCCCUCUUCCAACAGAAUGCUGAGGUCCAUUGAUCUUUCCAGGUCCAAGUUCUUCUCUCAUCAGGGUUUGUCGGGUUUGGUGAUGAACUGUGGAAAUUUGGUAGAAAUUAAUUUGUCUAAUUCGACUGAGCUGAGGGAUUUGGGUGUCUCUGCUUUGGCUGAGGCUAAGAAUUUGGAGAGACUUUGGUUGGUGAGGUGCAAAUUGAUUACGGAUAUUGGUAUUGGGUGUAUUGCGGUUGGGUGUAAGAAGCUGAGGUUGCUCAGCUUGAAAUGGUGUUUGGGAGUUGGUGAUUUAGGGGUUGGUUUGAUUGCUGUUAAGUGUAAAGAGAUUCGUUGUUUGGAUCUCUCAUACUUGCCGAUCACCAACAAGUGUUUGCCAUCUAUCUUGAAGCUGCAACAUCUUGAAGAGUUGGCUCUAGAAGGGUGCUAUGGCAUUGACGACGACAGCCUUGCUGCCCUCAAACAAGGAUGCAAGUCACUCGAGACACUAGACAUGUCGAGCUGUCAGAACGUUAGUCAUGUUGGCUUGUCUGGUUUAACCAGCAGCACUGGAUGUCUUCGGCAACUUAUAUUAGCUUAUGGAUCCCCUGUUACUCUUGCUCUCGCUGACAGUUUGCAGAAACUCUCAAUGCUGGAAUCCAUCAAACUAGAUGGCUGUCAGGUUACAUGCUCUGGACUGAAAGCAAUUGGAAACUGGUGUGUCUCGUUGAGGGAGCUGAGCUUGAGUAAAUGCCUUGGAGUGACAGAUGAAGGCCUGUCAUCCCUUGUUACGAAACACAGGGAACUAAGAAAGCUUGACAUCACUUGUUGCCGGAAGAUAACUCAUGUUUCUAUUGCCCACAUUACGAAUGUGUGCACUUCUCUUACUUCCCUUAAGAUGGAAUCCUGCACUAUGGUUCCUGCAGAAGCAUUUGUUUUGAUUGGACAGCGAUGCCACCUUAUUGAGGAACUUGACCUUACAGAUAAUGAAAUAGACAAUGAAGGCCUAAAAUCCAUCUCAAGAUGUUCCAAACUUUCUGUCUUGAAGUUGGGUAUCUGUUUAAAUUUGACGGAUGAGGGACUGAUCCAUAUUGGCAUGUGCUGUUCAAAGCUUAAGGAGGUUGACUUGUAUAGGUCCGCUGGGAUUACUGAUUCCGCCAUUUUAGCAAUCGCCCGCGGCUGUCCUGGGCUUGAAAUGAUAAAUGUAGCGUAUUGCAAAGAUAUUACUGACCAAUCCUUGACAUCGUUGUCAAAAUGUUCAAAGCUAAGCACGUUUGAAGCUCGAGGAUGUCCUCUUAUUACGUCAUCUGGGUUAGCAGCCAUUGCUGUGGGAUGCAAGCAGCUCAGUAGGCUUGAUAUCAAGAAGUGCCACAACAUUGAUGAUGCGGGAAUGAUUCCGCUUGCCCACUUCUCUCAAAAUCUUAGACAGAUAAAUCUGUCGUACACUUCGAUCACGGAUGUGGGACUGUUGUCUCUUGCCAGUCUCAGUUGUCUGCAGAGUAUAACCAUGCUACACCUGAAGGGUUUGACCCCCAGUGGACUUGCAGCUGCACUGUUGGCGUGUGGAGGAUUAACCAAAGUGAAGCUACAGGUGUCCUUUAAAUCUAUGUUGCCACAACUGCUUUUCAAGCAUUUAGAAGCCCGCGGAUGUCACUUCCAGUGGAGGGACAAAGUGUUUCAGGCUGAGUUAGACCCGAAGUGUUGGAAGUUGCAGUUGACUGAUGUGGAAUGAUAUGAAUAACCCGGGCUCUGCUUUGAGUGAACUAUGACUGGAAAGACAUGAAUUGACCAUUGAUCGUUCUGUGUCUCGGAUUCCAGUUAUGAACAAGCAGCACCAUAGGCUCAAUACCUACUUUUUCUUUGACAGGAGUUGUCUUGGAAAAAAACAGAGAGAAUGUUCAUAAAGUGUAAUAGUUAAUCAAAGAAGCUUUGUAGAUGAAGAGUAUUCCCGUUCCCGAGUUUCCCUUAUCAGUGUUGCCACCCACUAAACCUGUCGGAUUCUGGCAACUUGACCUGAAUCUUCUGGCUUCUGCUCGGCGCACAAAAUCAGUAGCCUAAGAAAUUAAUUUCAUCAGUUCUGCAAAGUUCAAACACAUUCCACCUGGGCCUUUUUAGGACUAAGUGGGCUAAUUCUUCAAACAAAAUGUUCUAGUAGAAUAUGUCCUUUAAACCCAGCGAGUUGGACCUAUAUCCAUAGUUUUCUUCUUCAUUGAAAAUGUCAAUUAUUAUUGAGUAUGAAAAUCGAUGAAAUCGUGGAGCGUGUACUUUUUUAUCAUUGUGCGAGGGAAAAAAUUGAUAGUAAAAGAAAGUUAAACCUAACUUUGAUUGAGGAAAUAUAGAAGAGGGGGAAAGAUCACGCCACCUCCCUAACCUACAUGGGAAGUUUCUCUUACGUCUAACAUGGGAAACUGGUUGCAUCAUCAUGUAAUAGAAAUUAUAAAAUUAUAAUCACAAAUUGACCCCUAAUUAAAGCAAUAGCUACAU
Molecule: messenger RNA, 3280 nt
Organism: Oldenlandia corymbosa var. corymbosa
Lineage: Eukaryota; Viridiplantae; Streptophyta; Magnoliopsida; Gentianales; Rubiaceae
Source: the annotation of a GenBank genome assembly